Messenger RNA from Zingiber officinale, 1528 nucleotides. RefSeq names its product FCS-Like Zinc finger 8-like. Bases 372 to 1271 code for a protein of 299 amino acids. NCBI's taxonomy places the organism in Eukaryota, Viridiplantae, Streptophyta, Magnoliopsida, Zingiberales, Zingiberaceae. The record is from RefSeq and is a predicted model, not a curated record. The transcript has 4 exons.
UCAUUUCCAGAAAACGAAGCACUGAGCCAAGAGCUUCAUCGCCUCCGCCAAAUCUUUGAUGCCUAAGCGAUAGAUUUUGAUAUGCUGGUCUCACGGAGAGCGAUCGAGGGAGGCGAAAGGCGCCACCUUGAUGAGUUUUCUCUACUCAAAUUUGGAUUUUUAAGAUUCAAGUUCGACCUCUUCGUUCUUCUUUUCUGAGAUUGAAACUUCCGCGUGAGGAAUCAGGAUCAACUAGGCAUUGUGUUCUGUUUUGCUGGAACAAUGUUCUAGAAAGUGUUGCUUUGAUCCGAAAAGAUUAAGGAAGAUCGCGCUCUUGGAGGCACAGGGCAGAAGAAGAUUCCAGUACCAAACCCAAAGAUUUGGCGAACAGGAUGCUGAGGAAGAGAUCGAGAGCAAUCGGUGGAAAACAAGCCCUAAUGUCCGAUCUCCACUCCCUCCCUUCUUCCAGUAGCUGCUGCUGCAACAAGUCCAGGGCUUUCUCAAUCUUCCCCUCUCCAAGGCUCUUUGUUGGGGUCUCCUCAAGUACCUCCUCGGACUCCGAAGCCGCCAUGAGCCCGACUUCCAUACUCGAGACCAAGAGCUCGCCCUCGAUCGGCCGCCAUCUCUUCUUCGAUGCUGCCAAAUCCAGUGGCGGAGAGAAUAACCGACUCGCUGGAUCAUUUGGCGACUCCGAGGCUGUUGGGCUCGGUAUCAUUGACGCUCUCAACGACGAGAAAUCCGCCGAAGCUUACCUCAAAUCGAAGACUAGGAUGGUGGUAUUUGGAUCGCAGCUCAAGAUCCGGAUUCCUUCCCUUGGCCCCGGCUCGAUGUCUCCGGUCGGAUCCCCGAUAGAGUUUGGCGUCAAGAACAAAGAAUCUCAACUGGCUCUUCUCUCCCCUGCUCGGAAUUCUCUGGGCUUGGAGAUGCCGGUUUCUUCUUCACCUAGGGUUUUUGCUGGGUGCGUCUCUAUCAGCGAGAUGGAACUCUUGGAGGAAUACACUUGUGUGAUAUCUCAUGGUCCAAAUCCUAGAACCACGCACAUUUUUGACAAUUGCAUAUUGGAGAGCUGUGGAGAUGGGUUCACUGCUUCCACCGAAAGCAGCAGCCCUGCAUCAACUGAUAGCAGAGACCACCUUACCAAUGAUUUCUUGAGCUUCUGCUACACAUGCAAGAAGAAUCUUGGCCAAGGAAAUGACAACUUCAUAUCUAGAGGUGAGAAAGCCUUCUGCAGUAGUGAGUGCCACAAAGAAGAGAAGCUCAGUGACUCUGACAGUUUAUCGGAAGAGACAUGAAUCAAAAUUUAAUGCAAGUUCAACCUAUCAAAAUUUGCAGGCAAUCUAGUUGAGCAUACCCUUGGUUCUGCAAUUCUUUAGGUGGUUCUGGAUUAUGAUUCUAAGUGAUGAAAAUGAUUCAAAAGUAUGCUUAUCUGUAGCUUUUUGUUUUUGUUAAAAUUUUACUGUCAGAAAAGGAAUUCUGCGAGCCAUCAGAGAGGAUGUUAAUCAGUCAUGCUGUUCCACUGAGGAAAAAUAAUGAAUUUUUUCCCUGUUCA